CACACUCACUCUGUGUCUGGCGACUGACACUGGCUAGCAGUGGCAACUUGCUUCAAAGCUCAUGGCAUUUUAGGCGUGUUACAAACGUAAUCUGCCUUGAUUAUAUUCAAUUUAUGUUGUUUAGUAAACACUAAUUUGUUUUAUAGUUAUAUAAAAAUGUUGCCAGUUUUCAUAGAUUUGACACUUGAUGAUCAGGCAAUUGAACUGAGAUCAUUUUUCAAAAGCCUUGGGGCUGAAAUUUCUGAGGAAAAAUCUCCUAAAGGCAAUGAAGAUGACUUGCAUAAAAUCAUUGGAGUGUGUGAUGCCUGCUUUAGAGAAGGAAAUGAAGCUGAAAUAGAAGGAGUCCUCAAUGCCAUUGUAUCAAUGCUUGUUUUGAUACCGGUUGAGAGGGCAGAGAAUUUAAUUUUAGCCUUCAGUGAAAAGUUAACCAAAGCUCCUGGCUACAAGCUCGGUUUAGUCACUCUGCGAGUGCUCUGGCUGCUGUUCCAAUCACUGGACAAGCGCUGCUCCAUGCGCUACCAUGUCUACUACCAUGUGGUGCAGAUAGCCAGCAAGGUAGACCAAGUGCGAGCAGUCUUCAAGGAUGUGGACUCUCUGAAACAGCAGUUCGUUCUGUGCCCUCCCUUAAACGAGCAGAUGCAAAAGUUGCUGAGGUUACUGCACGAAGUGCUUCUCGCUUCUAAACAGAGUGAACUGGCAGCCAAGGUAAUGGUAGAGUUGCUGGGCACAUACACAACAGAGAACGCUAGUCAGGCCAGAGAAGAUGCUCAACGUUGCAUCAUCGCGGCCCUUGCUGACCCUGGCACUUUCUUGCUUGACCCUCUGCUGGCCCUGAAGCCUGUACGCUUCCUGGAGGGCGAGCUUGUUCACGAUUUGCUCACCGUCUUCGUCUCUGAAAAGCUACCCAACUACAUCCACUUCUAUCAGAAUCACAAGGAGUUUGUACACUCUCUAGGAUUGAACCAUGAACAGAAUUUGAAGAAGAUGCGAUUGUUAACGUUCAUGCAGCUUGCUGAGGGUAGCUCUGAAAUGUCAUUCGACACCAUUCAACAAGAGCUGCAGCUGGAACCUGACCAAGUCGAGGCUUUCAUCAUAGAUGUGUUGAAAACAAAGCUUGUGAGAGCACGGAUGGACCAGGCUGCUAGGAAAGUGCAUAUCUCCAGCACAAUGCACCGAACAUUUGGUCGACCUCAGUGGCAACAAUUGAGAGACAUCCUUUUCAGCUGGAAACAGAACAUGGCGAAUGUGCAAGAAGGAAUGAAGUCUGUGGUUGCCGUUCAAAUGGAAAUGGCUGAAGCCAAAAAAAUCAUGACAUAAUCAUUCUUCUAUUUUCAAAAUUUCUUUAAGAAAUAAAAACUAUUUAAAGAA
Messenger RNA from Homalodisca vitripennis (glassy-winged sharpshooter), 1368 nucleotides. RefSeq names its product eukaryotic translation initiation factor 3 subunit M (gene eIF3m). The record is from RefSeq and is a predicted model, not a curated record. Gene Ontology annotation, biological process: cytoplasmic translational initiation. Gene Ontology annotation, cellular component: cytoplasm; eukaryotic translation initiation factor 3 complex. The coding region runs from base 157 to 1317 and encodes 386 amino acids. The transcript has 7 exons. NCBI's taxonomy places the organism in Eukaryota, Metazoa, Arthropoda, Insecta, Hemiptera, Cicadellidae. Gene Ontology annotation, molecular function: translation initiation factor activity.